AUGACCGCCUGUUUUCUACUCGGCAGCGCCUUCGCAUACAACCUGCUCAUGAGUGUUUACCGUCUUCACAUCCAUCCGCUCAGCCGAUUCCCCGGUCCCCGACUGGCUGCCAUGACGGGGCUAUAUGAGAUAUACUUCGCAGCGUGGGGGGAUGGAUCCUUUGACCACGAAAUCCGCCGACUGCAUCAGGAAUACGGACCCGUGGUCCGCAUCACACCAGACGAGGUGCACGUCCAAGAACCACCGAGGAGUUUAACUGACGGCUGGGUCAAAGGAACUGCCACCGGAGAGGUGCGAGAAAAGCAACGAACACGCGAUCGAAGCACAAGCACCCAGCAGCACCCACAGCGACUAUUCCUCAUCCGCAAACGACGAGUCUCCCAAGUCCGCUCCCUCCUCCUCCGCGUCGAAGUCGACCAUCUCCUGGCGAGCCUCGUGCAGAAACACCGCGUGCACCGGGUG
This is a messenger RNA of Penicillium lagena, 462 nucleotides long. RefSeq lists its product as uncharacterized. The annotation marks the transcript as partial. Lineage: Eukaryota; Fungi; Ascomycota; Eurotiomycetes; Eurotiales; Aspergillaceae. Gene Ontology annotation, molecular function: monooxygenase activity; iron ion binding; heme binding. The record is from RefSeq and is a predicted model, not a curated record. The transcript has 2 exons.